AUGCCUCUGCACGUGCGGCGCAGCAGUGACCCCUCCCUUGCAGACAUUCAGGGGGUGCCAGAAGAACCCUCCAGGAAGAACCCCUCCCGCUGGUCCACAACGCCCAACUUCCACAAGUACAGCCUCAAAGUCACCUCCAGCACCGGAGCCGGGCCUGGUACCGGGUCCAGCAGUCUGGAGAGGAAGAGUCGAGGCGCCCACGCGUACCGCAGUCUUCCUCGUGAUGCCAGUGGAUGGAACACACACUUCCAGAGAGAGAUCACCAGGUCCUCCUUGAGUGCUAACCACCCCAUGAUGGAGAGGCUCCUGUACCAGCAAGACCAGAGGCUCCUGUACCAGCAAGACCAGGUGUGUGUUUGUGUGUGA
Messenger RNA from Knipowitschia caucasica, 366 nucleotides. The record is from the annotation of a GenBank genome assembly. Lineage: Eukaryota; Metazoa; Chordata; Actinopteri; Gobiiformes; Gobiidae.